Molecule: messenger RNA, 3383 nt
Organism: Brassica napus (rape)
Lineage: Eukaryota; Viridiplantae; Streptophyta; Magnoliopsida; Brassicales; Brassicaceae
Product: cysteine-rich repeat secretory protein 34-like
Exons: 2
Coding region: 10-786 (258 amino acids)
Source: RefSeq, a predicted model, not a curated record
UCUAAAACAAUGAAAUUUUCAUUCUCUCUAUCUAAACGAUUUGUUUUCUUUAUUUUGGCAUUGCCUUUCCUCAGCAUACAUAGUGUUUUGUCACUGAACCUUACCAAUGAGUAUCUCAACCACAGAUGCCUCUUUGAUCAAGGGAAAUAUAGCUCAGGGAGUAAGUACGAAGAAAACCUCAACCACGCCUUCCACAUCAUGCGUGAUGAAACUCAUGCUGAGACUGGUUUCACACACACAAGUAUAGGAACACCUCCUGAUUCUGUCACCGUCAUGCUCCAGUGCCGUGGUGACACCUAUGGGUCUAAAUGCCAUACAUGCUCCGACACCGCACUCGCGGGGUUUCGUAAGAGAUGUCCGAGGAAUAAAGGAGGAAUAAUAUGGUACGACCAAUGUUUUCUCUAUAUUAGUACGAUCGGUGAAGAAACUCCAUAUAGGAUUAACUACAAGGAUAUUUUUUCUAUGCACAACCACAAUAACGUGAGAGGGGAUGUUAAAAUUUUCACCAAGAGAGCGAUGGAUUUUUUCUCUGAACUAAUACUAAAAGUCGAGAAACACGUCUAUGAUGGCCUCGGCCUCAUAUUUUACGCGGCAGGAGAAAAGAAGCUUGGAAAAAAUAAAUUAUAUGCAAUGGUGCAGUGUAUAGGACUAACAUUAGAUUGUAAAAGCUGUUUGACAUGGAGUAUCAAGAAGCUUUUUGAGAACGGAAAUAUUAAACAAGGAGCGAGAGUUUUGGGUACAAACUGUGAUGUAAGGUAUGAGUUAUACCCUUUUCUUAGAAGUUAAAGCAUUGUUGUGGAUGUGAUAAAUACAUCCUCCUCAUAAUUUUUAAUUUUUUUUAACACAAAAUUGAUUAAUAAAGAUUGAUGUCUAGUACAAUGAGACAAAAUGUAUAGCAUUCUUUGCUAGAGCAUCAGCUAAAGUGUUCUGAGCUCUAGGAAUGAAAGAAAAAUAGUGAAUUUGAAAAACAUGGAUAGAAAAUCGAUAUCAGUAAGAACUUCGUAAAACUCCACCGGAUUGGACUUCAAGUUAAUAUCUUGGACGAGUUCUUGAGAGUUGGAUCGAAACCAUACUUUGGAGAGAAGACGUAGCUUUGCCGACAUGAUAGCUUCACACAUAGCAAGUGCUUCAGCCAUUAAAGGUGAUGAAUGAGAGAACCCACUUGGUUUCACGAACUAUUGAAUCCGGUAAAUGCUGGUAGAUGAUCCAUCGUAGUCCUGCUGUUCCGGAUUCUUUGGACCAUGCUGCAUCGGUGUUUUAGAUCUAAGUGCGAGGAGGUAGCGGAACAAGUACAUCCUAGUCCCGCUGUUCCUGAUUCUUUGGACCAUGCUGCAUCUGUGUUUCAGAUCCAAGUGAGAGGAGGUAGGGGAACAAGUACAUCAUAUGGGAUACCGUUCCCACACAGGUUCAGAGUACCCAGCUACGCCAGCUGCCAUUCCCGGGCUGCCGAUAGAGUAUUGGAGAUGGUGGUACCUGUAGCAAUAUGACAGUUUUCGAAGACCAGUUGGUUUCACGUGGUCCAAAGGAACCAGCAGAUCCAUGAAGAUAGGUCCACAAGAAGACCCGUAUGUUGUAGGCAUAUCAAGAUGAGAGGAGAUAAAGAAAGAGAGUGUAUUGAAACUCUAAGGUGAUGAAUUAUAGGUUGAUGAAGCUUGCAGAGCCAAAUUUAGGGAGAUGCAAGAGGUGGCGUCAAAGAAGUGCUUAUAUGGCACUAUGGUCCACACCUGAAGAACGAAAGGACAGUGGAAGAAGAGAUGAAGAGUGGUUCCGGGUGCUCUACAAUGGAGGCAGUUCGAUGAUGUAGUCAGGACUCAAAGAGAGAGGUUGGCACCAACGAAAGAGCUCCACGAAGCAUCUUCCACAGGAAGAGCUCCACGAAGCAUCUUCCACAGGAAGAGCUUCAGUUUUGAUGUUGUGGUGACAGACCAAAGAGAUUUAUACCAGUCCAUAGAGACAGCAAGUGAUGGAUCCAAAAGGGAAUGUUCAUGCAUAUCAUUCAAUGCCAAAUACCCAGAUUUCACAUAAUAAAUUCCAGAAUAUGUGCCAUACCAGCAGUAGGAAUCUUCAGCUCCCAUUAGACUUGGGGUAAUAUGCAUGAUUUGAGUGGUGAUGUCAAGAAAAAAAUCCUCCAUUUAGCAAGAAGAAUCCUGGGUUAGGAGAUCGGCAACUAUCAUAUCUUGAUUCUGCUCUCUACAAGGUCCGAAUGGGUGGAGUUGAGACUUCGUUGGAUAUCCAGGCUUCUUUCCACAAAUUUGUGGAGAUACCAUUGCCAAUAGCAUUUUCCAAUCUUUACACCAGUAGAUCCGGGCGAAAUAAAAGUCCCCUCCAACCAUGAGAGGCUGACGGUGAACAGUUAACUGAGCAAAAAUGCGCAUUUUUUGCAGUACGUCCGAGUAGAAUGUGAGCUAACAGACAGCCUAGUCGUGUUAGGAUGCACCAUGAAGUGUCUCGCUAAUUUGAUGCUCGUCAUCAAGCCGCUUUCUUGGGCUCUACGAAAAAGUCCUAAGAGUACUUCUCCUUGUCUGAUUCCUUGUUGAAGGAUGACGUUGCCAAACACAUAGUCAUUAACCAGGAAGGCAUACGAAAGCAUAGUGAUAUUUAUUUUAAAGAAUGAUUUUCAACUGGCUUGGAAUUCUUGAGGCUAUUACCCAACAAACGUAUGUUUAAUCCUCAGUGUCAGAUAGCUUUCCUUUUAAAUACUUCAGCCGAUUGCUGAUAUGAUUAUGAAUGAUGUUUCCUAACUCUCCUACUGAGUGAUGAUGCUGCUGGUUCUUAUUGUCAUUACAUUUUCUCCCGAUCUUGUAUAUGAUUUCUUGAAGAAUGAGUUUGAGAAGCACCAAUGCAUGCUCUUGUAACUCAAACCUUUUACUGUACUUAGCAUGAUCUUCCAAUCCGAGUUUACCUUCUCUCAUCAGCAUCGAGCAGAACAUGUCCGAUAAUUUACAUGAAUUCAGUUAUGUUGAAAACCUUAAACUAAGUUGAAUAUUAAAAAUUGAGGAUCAUAAGUGACACAUGUCAUCAUCUAAAUCAUUGUGUUAUAAACAAUGACAUGUGUUGCAUCGGAAUUGAAAUUGAGUAUCAUAAUUGACCUUUUAAGGGUGUGUUCGCUUUUGUAUUUGGUCCAGCAUAUGGAUGUAGCAUCUGAAUACAACAUCUAGAUAUUGCAUCUAGAUGUUGUUUGUUUUUAUAGUUAGUAUUUGUAGCUAGAUGCAACAUCUAGAUGUUAAGUUGUUUAUUCUCGAUUUCAUAAUAGCUUUUUAAUACUAGUAGUUAAAAUUAUUAAAAUAGCAUGAUCUUUAUUUUUAGUAAUGACUAAUUAUAAUAUUCAAAUAAAUUACAGAGAUAUUGAUGGAAAAUUAAUUUUGCGAUUUUAGGAAAACAUA